CGACCACGUGGCUCCCAGUUCAUCGUCCAAUCUUUCUCUACCUCCCCCAAUUUUCUCCUCCAUUUCUUCCUCUUUCUCCCCUGGCUCCAUUUCCAGGGAGGGAGGAAACGGAGAACACACAGGGACUGUGGCACAGACACGCCAGCAAUGGCGGCCUCCCUCUGGCUGCUACAGCUCCCAGCUCCUCUCCAGAACACUGUCCUCUCCUCGACCAGCCACUCCUCAUCUCCUCUGCUGCACAGGAAGCACGCACCAACCAGAGCCAGAGGCAACCUUGUCUGCAGCUCUUCUGGUAGCUCCUCGUCUUCUUCCGUUGUGACCAAGGACCAAGAGGGAGCAGCAGAGGCGACCUCCCCUGCUCCUGCUCCUGCACCUGUCAGCUAUGAUUACAGGGAUGACCCCAACUUCAGGGGGUGCAAGGGCUGCGGCCGCGAGGAAACGGAGAGGGGCUGCAAUGGCGAAGGGCGGAUCAUGGGCGGCAUAGCCGCCGUCCCCUUGUUCGGAUGGUGGCCGAUCAAGGCCUACCGGCCGUGCCCCGGCUUUGUCGCCUCCGGCGGCCGGUACAGGCGCUACGGCCAGAGCAUGGACGACGUCAUAGCCGGAAAGGGAAGGAAAGUCCCCUCCAACAGCAACAAAAGUGACAAGUAAUUCAGACCCAAGGAACUGUGGUGCAUGCUGAAGACAGGAAGAGGGCCUGGUUCAACUCUUCAGAUUUUUAUUUCUCGGUCUUGACAUUGUCUAGCUAGGUCAGAUUCUUCGAGCAGUGUUGGAAUCUAAUCCAGCCCGCAGAACCAAUUCCACAUUACUAUGUUUGUAGCUCGGAUUCGACGGUUCCAUCUUGCAAGCGAUUACAGGGAACUUGUGGAAUUGUA
Lolium rigidum is the source of this 872-nucleotide messenger RNA. RefSeq lists its product as uncharacterized. Bases 148 to 648 code for a protein of 166 amino acids. The record is from RefSeq and is a predicted model, not a curated record. Gene Ontology annotation, cellular component: chloroplast. Lineage: Eukaryota; Viridiplantae; Streptophyta; Magnoliopsida; Poales; Poaceae. The transcript has 3 exons.